AUGCCUGCCGGUCAUGGUUUACGUUCACGUACAAGGGAUUCCUUCUCUCGUCCCUUCCGCAAGAAGGGAACAAUUGCCCUUGCCACAUAUCUCAGGACUUAUCACAUCGGUGACUAUGUUGACAUCAGGGUUAACGGUGCUGUUCAUAAGGGUAUGCCGCAUAAAUUCUAUCACGGUCGUACCGGUCGCGUCUGGAACGUCACCAAACGUGCCAUCGGUGUCGAAGUCAACAAGCAGGUGAGGAACAAGAUCUUGAGGAAGAGGAUUCAUGUUCGAGUGGAGCAUGUUAUGCCUUCUAGAUGCACAGAGGAAUUCAGAUUGAGGAAGAUCCAGAAUGAUAAAUUGAAGGCUGAGGCUAAGGCCAAGGGAGAGGUAAUCAGCACCAAGCGCAAGCCAGAGGGCCCCAAACCUGGCUUCAAGGUUGAAGGUGCUACAUUGGAGACUGUUACUCCAAUACCCUAUGAUGUUGUCAAUGAUCUCAAAGGAGGAUAUUAG
Lathyrus sativus (Indian pea) is the source of this 495-nucleotide messenger RNA. NCBI's taxonomy places the organism in Eukaryota, Viridiplantae, Streptophyta, Magnoliopsida, Fabales, Fabaceae. The record is from the annotation of a GenBank genome assembly.